Leptopilina heterotoma is the source of this 4858-nucleotide messenger RNA. RefSeq names its product UDP-glucose:glycoprotein glucosyltransferase (gene Uggt). NCBI's taxonomy places the organism in Eukaryota, Metazoa, Arthropoda, Insecta, Hymenoptera, Figitidae. Gene Ontology annotation, molecular function: UDP-glucose:glycoprotein glucosyltransferase activity. The coding region runs from base 127 to 4692 and encodes 1521 amino acids. Gene Ontology annotation, cellular component: endoplasmic reticulum. The record is from RefSeq and is a predicted model, not a curated record. The transcript has 21 exons.
ACUUAUGUUUUUGGUACAGAGAGUAGCACCCCUGUGGCAUUGCGGCAUGGAGGCACGUGCAUUCUGUGGAUUGGUUGUUGUUGUUUAUCAAACUUUUCUAAAUAAAUGAUAAUAUAAAAAUUAAAGAUGUUGAUUUCUUUGUUUAUACUUCCUCUACUACUUUUAAGACUAGAACCAAUUAAAGCAGAUAGGAAAAUCAAUAAAUAUGUAACUACACUAAUCAACGCUAAAUGGAAUGACACUCCUCUUGUUCUUGAGGUAGCUGAGUAUCUGAACGAUGAAAACGCAAAUUAUUUCUGGAGAUUUGUCGAUGCAGUGACCGAAAACGAAAAUGGACUUCAGAGUGAUGGAACUGAAAAAGACCAAUAUGAAGCAGCGAUUCAAUUGGCUGCCCAAUUUCUUUCGUCUGCCGAAAUGGCAGUACUUAAAUUGGGCCUAUCAUUGCGAAUUUAUUCGGCUCGUGUUGAAAUGUUCCAUCAAAUGGCUGAAAAUAAGAAUGAUCUCAAUUUGAACUGCGAUGCUUUUGUGGAUGUUGGAGGGAAAUUAACAUGCUCCCUAGAAAAUUUGGAAGAGUUGUUACAAAAGGAUGAAUGGGAACACAUAGAUACUUAUAGCAUAGAUCACUUUUACUCAGGAAAACAAAAUACAAACAAAUGCAUUGUUUUAUACGGACAGUUGGGAACUGAAAACUUUGCUAAGUUUCACAAGGCUUUGAAAUCUAUUGCUGACAAGCAGAAAAUUAAUUAUGUUAUUCGUCACUAUGCAAAGAAUAGGCCGGAUAGAAAGCUUCGAUUGUCUGGAUAUGGAGUGGAGCUACAAAUGAAAUCUACGGAAUAUAAAGCAACAGAUGAUUCCGAUAUUAAGGAGAAUAGGAAGGAAGAAUCAGAAGAAGGAAAUAAAGGCGUUGAGGAGUUGGAUGGAAUCAAUUUUUCCAUUUUAAAAAAACUUUAUGCGGAUAAACAGGAGGAAUUAGAGAAGCUGCAAAAUCAUCUUUUAGACACUAGCCAUGAAAUCGGUGCCCUUAAGGUUUGGCAGUUUCAGGAUUUAAGUCAUCAGGCGGCAGAAAGAAUAAUGAAUUCCCCGUCGAAUGAAGCCAUUCAAAUUCUAUUAGAUAUUGCUCAAAAUUUUCCAAUGCAGGCAAAGUCGCUGAUAAAAACAAAAGUGAAUGCUGACAUGAAAAUGGAAAUGAACUUGAAUCAGCAAAAUUUUUCAGCAACUUUAAAUAUUCAACCAACUGAUACAGCCAUAUUUAUUAAUGGCUUGUUCUUUGAUCUUGAAACAAUUGAUAUUCUUACUCUCCUAGAAUGUUUGAGAGCUGAACUUAGAGUCAUGGAGCCUCUUUAUAGAAUUGGUUUUAGUAAUAAGAAAAUUCAGAAGCUUUUAUACUUGGAUUCAUCUACUGAUGCGGACAACCAGGACUUUGCAAUAGACAUAAGAGAUUCAGCCAUCAUCUGGGUAAACGACAUUGAAAAAGACUCUCAGUACAGAAGAUGGCCAGAAUUUCUCACUGAACUUCUGCGUCCAACUUUUCCUGGAAUGUUGAGGAGUAUUCGUCGUAAUUUAUACAAUUUAGUUUUAAUAAUUGACCCUCUGAACUCGGAUUCAAUGGCUCUGUUUUCCCUCGUUGAAUCCCUUUAUGCACAUUACACUCCUCUUCGAAUCGGUUUUGUUUUUGUCAUAAAUUACAACACUUCAAUCACUGGACUCCAAGAUCCCAGCAUUGCAGUGAAUAAUGCCUUUCAUUACUUUGUCGAGAGCCAGAAGAAACCCAAAGAGGCUUUAUACUUUUUAUCCAAUUUGAGAAACUUCAUUGGGCCUGAUGGAGCAACAGUUGAUGACAUUAAGAAAGCAAUAAAGGACAGAGACCCGAAAGCAGACGUUAAUUAUAUUCUAAGUGAAGAAUCUGAGUAUGAUGUAGGUCGACAUUUAGCUUGUGACUUUGUGAAGCGCACGGGAUUCAAGACAUUUCCUCAGGCAUUACUGAACGGAGUGCCUCUUUCCUCGAGCCAAUUGCACUCCGACUCCUUCGAAGAUGCCGUUCUGUCUACUGUGAUGACUCAGACACCGUCGAUUCAGAAAGCGGUGUACAAACGCGAAGUGACUGAUAGAGAUGAUAUAGUGGAAUACUUGAUGAAUUUACCGAAUGUGAUGCCGAGAUUAAAUGAACGAGUGCUCAAGAUGGACAAGGACAUGUGGAUGCAGCUGAAUGGAAAUGUUCCCAAGGACAAGGAGUUUACAAAAUGGAGCAAAGAAGAUUCCUCUGCUUGGGUUAUGGAGAACUCGCGAUAUCUUUACGUUUCGCGGAAGAGUACCACUCGUCAUUUGUAUUCUUUGUGGAUUGUUCUUGACCUCGAAGAGGCAGACAGUAGAAAGCUGCUCGCCGAAACACUCGAGUAUUUGGAAGGCAAUGCGUAUGCGAGAGCUUCAAUAAUAGUAAAUAGUGCUCGUAAGGAUUUAUCGAAAUCUUCUAUUAAUGCAAUAGCAGUUGCCGCUAUGAAUGUUCUGCCUCCAGAAAAGGCAAUAAACUUCUUAAGGAAUUUAAUCAAAGAUGAAGUUGUAGCUCAAAUUGAAAACAAUAAUUAUGAGAUAGAGGAUGAAUCAAUUUUAAAUAUGUUAAACGAUGUGGAACUUUUGUGGGGCAUUAAUAACGUACAUAGUCAUUAUGCACGAAACGUGUUGAGAGUUUCUUCAAGUCAAAGAGCGGUCAUUUGUAACGGUCGAUUAAUUGGCCCAUUUGACGAAAAUGAGGAAUUCACAACUGAAGAUUUUUCUCUGUUGGAAAGAUACAGUCAAAAUACUUAUGGCGAUAAACUAUUUAAUAUUUUGAUGAAAAACAAUUUUCUUGAAGAAGACGAUGACGAUUAUGGAAAAAAUGAAGUGACAGAUGAUGUGAUAAUGAAAAUUUCAUCUCUUCUUGUAUCAAGACCACAAACACGAAGUCGAUACGAUGUACUGUUUAAUGGCGAUGAGCACAGUGCCAUAAAGAUUUCAGCGCCGAUACCAGACGAGGUAGCUUUCAACAUAGUCGGCAUAGUUGAUCCAGUUUCAAGAGGAGCUCAAAAGUUAGGUCCCAUUUUAGAUGCAUUAAAGAAGUCUCUAAAUUGCAACAUAAAAAUAUUCUUGAAUUGCUUGGACAAAAACAGUGAUAUGCCACUCAAAAGCUUUUAUCGCUUCGUCCUGGAACCGGAAAUUCAGUUUGGUGCAGAUGGAGAAAUGAAAGGGGCUGUGGCUACAUUUACCAAGUUACCGACUUCUUCACUUUUAACUCAACAUAUUCAUGCACCAGAAAAUUGGCUUGUAGAAGUUGUUCGCAGUGUUUACGAUUUGGACAACAUUAAACUGGACAAUGUUGCAAUGGGCGUACACAGUGAAUUCGAGUUGGAACAUUUGCUUCUUGAAGGGCAUUGCUUCGAAGCAGCAGUAGGAAACACUCCCCGGGGUUUGCAAAUAAAUUUAGGCACAGAAAGAAUUCCAACGAUGGUGGACACAAUUGUGAUGGCGAAUUUAGGAUAUUUCCAAUUGAAAGCCAAUCCUGGUGAAUGGCGCUUGCGCCUCAGACAGGGAAGAUCUUCUGACAUAUAUGACAUAGUAACUGUCGAUGGUCAAGAUAUUAUUCAUAAGGAAAAUGAAGUUAAAGUUCUCUUGAGUUCUCUCAGGAGUCAUGUUCUCAAACUGAAAGUUUCAAAGAAACCGGACAAAGCUAAAAUGGACUUACUUUCGGAUGAUGAUAAUAAUUCUGGAAUUUGGAACUCUAUUUCCAGGACAUUUACAAAUGAGGAGAGUGAAGAACAAGAUGAAAAAAUUAACAUUUUUUCUCUCGCAUCUGGACAUUUAUAUGAACGUUUUUUGAAAAUCAUGAUGUUGAGUGUUAUUAAACACACAAAGACGCCUGUCAAAUUUUGGUUUCUCAAAAACUAUCUGUCCCCUACUUUAAAAGAUUUUCUUCCUGAAAUGUCAAAAGCUUAUGGAUUUGAGUAUGAACUUGUACAAUACAAAUGGCCUCGUUGGCUUCACCAACAAACAGAAAAACAAAGAACUAUCUGGGGUUACAAGAUAUUGUUCUUAGAUGUCCUGUUUCCUCUUGAUGUGAAAAAAAUCAUUUUCGUAGACGCUGAUCAGGUUGUCAGAGCAGACUUGAAAGAACUUGUGAAUAUAGAUUUAGGGGGAUCUCCGUACGCUUACACUCCGUUCUGCGACAGCAGGAAAGAAAUGGAAGGCUUUCGAUUUUGGAAGCAUGGUUAUUGGAGGACUCACCUUCAAGGUCGCUCUUACCACAUUAGUGCUUUGUAUGUUGUCGACUUGAAACGUUUUCGUCGAAUUGCAGCCGGAGAUAGGUUAAGAGGACAGUACCAAGCUCUAAGUCAGGAUCCUAACAGUCUUUCUAAUUUGGAUCAGGAUCUUCCAAACAACAUGAUUCACCAAGUUUCUAUAAAAUCACUACCUCAAGAGUGGCUGUGGUGUGAAACUUGGUGCGACGAUUCAUCAAAGAAACAUGCCAAGACUAUUGAUUUGUGCAAUAAUCCAAUGACCAAGGAAGCUAAGUUACAGGCAGCUAUGCGAAUUUUACCAGAAUGGGUUGGUUACGAUGAGGAAAUAAAAGCAUUGCAACAAAAAAUAGAAAAUGCUUCUGUAGAAAGUGAAAGCGUGAAAGAUGAACUUCCUGACACCUUCACGAGCCAUGAAGAACUCUAGAUAUUUGAAAUUUGUGAAGGUAUCUCUUCUAAAAAUGUAGGUAAAUUUGUUGUAACAAAUGGUUUACAACGUGUAUACAUGUGUAAUUGAUUGAAUUUAUACUUUUCAAGACUUUGUAAUUUUAUCUUUAUUGUGUAAGUAAAAAGCCAACAGAAUUUUUCUAAAC